CAUACUAGAUUAGUCGUUUGUUAUUGCUGCAUAAGAAGACAAAUAUAAUCAUCUAUAGUUCUCUUUUUUUCUAAAAGACUUCAGACAGUUAUCGACACACCUUUGUUUCCAAAGACAGUUGUCGUCUGUGGACUGAAAGGUCGUAAGGGAGUCUGCUUAGUAUAAAUAUGGUUACACGAGAGGAAUCCUAGAGGUUAUUUCGGUCCGUCGAUGAUCUGACUUAUUACCACUGGAGUGUAUAUAUUGUUCCUCAAAACGAAAGUAAAUUAUUGCAAAUAUGGUUUUCGGGAAUGAAGCUUUUGCUUUGCAAAGGCGGAUUUUGUUUCUAAAGAUUUGAUUAUUCUUAAAACAACAGACAAGAAGAAAUGGCAGAAGGAGGAACUACAAACACAGGUGAUUUUUCAUCAGAUGAGGACUAUGCAAACGUACUUCAAAAAUUGGACCAGUUUAAAGCUACUGGAGGUUUUGAUGAUUUUGAUGCAUCUUUAAUAAACGCAAGAAUAGACGAGGCUAACGUAUUCCGUAAAAUGGACCAAUUUGGAGUUCCCGAAGGGUUUGAUGACUUUGGUGGUACCAGCAAGUACAGUGACCAAAGUACUGAUGAAAACAGUGACAAUGAAACAACACUUUGGGAUGAAAUAAUAGAUGAUUCUUUAAAAAAUGCAGAUUUAAUAGACAAAGAUGGAAAUAAUAUUCUCCAUAAAUUGGUUCUAAUGGGAGAUGCCGAUAAUUUCGACAACUUUGAUAGUCAAAUAGACAAGCUUCUUUUUAAGAAAGGAAAAGAGUUCGUUAAAAAAGCUUUAAAGCAAAAAAAUAAUAUAGGAAAUACACCUUUGCUUGAACUUUUAAGAUGUGAAGAUAUGGAAUGUGUUAACAGAGAGGCCCUACAAAUCUUUUUACACGAAGACUAUGACUAUGAUAUCAACACUUCGAACAAUAUGAAAUUAGGUCCACUUCAUCUAAUAAUGUCAAAAGAAUUUUUGCCAAAUAUUUACGAGAAUGUUUCAUCCGCCACUGACAAACAACUGCUGGAUGGUUACAACGAAAAGAGAAAUAAGAUUGCAACAGUGUUACUGAAUGCUCGUGCAAAUGUUAACCAAAAAGAUAUUUUCGACCGUACGCCAUUGUUUUUAGCAAAUGCUACAAGUUCAGUUCAGCUUCUGAUAGACAAUGGUGCAGAUUUGAACAUAAACGAUAUAUUUGGAAGAUCAAUAUUACUUGCAGCUGUAUCUAUGGAAAAUCAUAAACAACUUUCUCAGUAUUAUAUCGAAACAAUGGACAAAGAACAUAUUCUACAUACUGAUGUUUAUCAAUCAACAUUAUUUCACUACGUUGCGAUAUUGCAGAAAGAAUUGGACACGUGUGAUUACCUAGAACGUAAAGAUAGAAAAGGUUGGGAUAACUUUGAAUGUAAAGAUAUUAAAGGACAUGCACCAUAUGAAGUUUCGAGAUUCCGGUUACAGUCUGAAAUCAAGAGAAUUCCGAAUAUCAAUAUCGAAUCCAUACAUUCGCUUUUAAAUAAGAGAGGAAUAGGAGCCCCAUGGGACUAUGACGAAAGUGAAGAUAUCAAACAAACUGUUAUAAAGUUUGCUGAAGAAUUGUGCAUAGCUAUCGGUGAAUUGGACGCAAGAUUGAAAUGCACUCUUCGAAGAUCAGGGAGUUCAGAAGAGGGAACAAAAGUAGGGGAUCCAAAUGAAUUCGAUUUUAUAUUUUGCUUGGAUGAAAUCCAGAAAUUGUGUAGCGUUAAGGAUUUGAAGAUGGAAAAAGAAUUUGUUGAACUUAGUGCUAACAUGGACAAUAAAGACAUCCCUCAGCCAUUUAAAAUGUUUUUUGGGGAUGAUGGGUUGUGUAAAAUAUCCGAGGUUCGAAUGGCAUUUUCUAGAGCGGUGAAAACAAUUGUUUUCGAUGAGAAGAUUUGGAAAUCAAAAAACGUUAUUUUUGGGAAGUUGAAAAAUUCUACUGAAUGUGACAAACCGGUGUUAACAAUGGAAAUAAAUUGGUUUGGAUGCUCUUACAAAGAUGAAGUUAUAAGUAUUGACCUCGUGCCAGCUAUCAGAAAAACAGAAUGGUGGCCUUCAAAUGGCGGAAGUUGUGAGUUGCUGAAGAAUGAAAGUAUCAAAGGGCAAGGAUGCUUAUUACUUUUUCAAACAACAGUAAUGGUACAGUCGGAAACACAUUUGAGAAUUUCCUGUUCACCAGCAGAGCUCAAGUUGUUAAAAAAUGUUUUACCGACAUAUUUUCUUGACGGUUAUCGUCUUUGUAAACUACUUUAUUUAUGGCUUAUAAAUACCCAUAGUUCGGAAGACAAGUAUAUUCAGGCCUGUAUAAAAAAUAAAUUGAUAACAAGCUACAUGUUCAAAAAUUGUCUCUUCUAUGUGUACGAAAAAUACAACAAGAAAGGCAUGCCUGUAGCAACCAGCAAUGAACAUGUAGCUAUAGUUGAUUUAGUAGGCGAUAUCCUAUUAUGUUUGCAGUCUUUUAACAAAAAUCAGACGUUUCCAGUAUUUUUCAUCCCCAGACGUGAAGACAUUUUCAUCAUCAAACCUUAUGAACAAAUUAAUCUCAUGAAGGAAUUUAAAGACAUCUUGAAACAUCAAUGCGAAACCCGUGCAAAUGUUAUAACGUAUAUGCUAAAGAUACAUGGUAGGGAAAAGUAACAUUGAAAACUGUUACAUUUAAAUGUACAUGUAUGUGAAAAAAGGCUCUUACUUUGUUUCAAGAAGCUCUUUUGUUUUGUAGUUUAUAUUUUUAACAUAGCUUUAUCAGUUUUGUACAUAUAUAAAGCAAAACCAUCUAAUGGAAUGUAGUGGAUGAAUCGUUUCUUUAAAUAAUGUAAGAAAUGUUUGUGCGACAAAAAAAAAUUACACGGUCCUACAGCUCGAAGUCUGAAUAACUGAAUGAAUUAAGUGAUGUGUAAGAAUGCAUAAACACACUUAUUUAUUUGCUGACUCUGUCAAAUAUGUAUUUAAGGAAUGAUGUCUACUGAAAACAUAAAAAAAUGUGGUGCACACUGAAUAACCCGUGUAGCGGGUUAUUACAAAAUGUGAAUCACAUUUUUUAUGCCCCACCUACGAUAGUAGAGGGCAUUAUGUUUUCUGGUCUGUGCGUCCGUUCGUCCGUUCGUUUGUCCGGCCGUCUGUUCGUUCGUCCGUCUGUUACACUUCAGGUUAAAGUUUAAGGUCAAGGUAGUUUUUGAUGAAGUUGAAGUCCAAUCAACUUGAAACUUAGUAUACAUAUUCCCUUUGAUAACAUCCUUCUAAUUUUAAUGACAAAUUAGAGAAUUUAUUCCAAUUUCACGUUCCAGUAAACAUAGAAAAUGAUAGUGCGAGUGGGGCAUCCGUGUACUGUGGACACAUUCUUGUUUUAUUAUGUUAUUUUGAAUAGACGGAAAAAAUUACAGUCAUUCCUUAUAAUUUAAUUAUAAAUUCUAAUCUUAGCCGGAGUAAAUCAUGAAAAAUUGUUGACGACUUUAUGGUCACAUGACAAAACUAUGUACUAUAUGGUUUGUCUAUCAUCCAAUCAGAGGACGCGUUACUUCCAAAAUUGAAUUCUUUAACGAUGAAAUAAAGUUUAAACAUGUCCAUUGAAACUACUGGCAAAAUUGAAAUCGAAUUUGCAUGAGUUUUACUUAGAGCGUACGCCCUAAAAAUAAUGUUCGAGCGAAUACUUUUGGAGUCACAUUUUAUUAUGUAUUUGAUUUUUAUCUUUAUUAUUAUUUUUAUCAUUACCCAGAUCUGAAUCAGGUGCUUCAUAUUGACACUUUGUCCAUUGUAGCUUAUUGACUUCAUGUUUGGUGUAAGUACAAAUAUAUAUGAUUGCAUUAUUGAGGGGGGAUAGGACCUUUAUCGGGA
This is a messenger RNA of Mytilus trossulus (common blue mussel), 3851 nucleotides long. RefSeq lists its product as uncharacterized. Lineage: Eukaryota; Metazoa; Mollusca; Bivalvia; Mytilida; Mytilidae. The coding region runs from base 366 to 2657 and encodes 763 amino acids. The transcript is spliced from 6 exons. The record is from RefSeq and is a predicted model, not a curated record.